Messenger RNA from Alosa sapidissima (American shad), 1363 nucleotides. RefSeq names its product leukotriene B4 receptor 1-like. Gene Ontology annotation, biological process: G protein-coupled receptor signaling pathway; immune response. The transcript has a single exon. Gene Ontology annotation, molecular function: G protein-coupled receptor activity. NCBI's taxonomy places the organism in Eukaryota, Metazoa, Chordata, Actinopteri, Clupeiformes, Clupeidae. Gene Ontology annotation, cellular component: membrane. The record is from RefSeq and is a predicted model, not a curated record. The coding region runs from base 41 to 973 and encodes 310 amino acids.
UCAAACAGUCGCUGACUAUUUGCCUCUGAAAUCAACAGUCAUGCAGCAACACAACAACUCCAAUUCAAGUGGAGCUGCUAUUCCCAUACAAAACCAGGUCAGCAGUGGAGUUCUGGGACUGUGCUUUCUUCUGGGCAUCCCAGGAAACAUAAUGGUCAUGGUGGUAAUGCUCCGUAACUUCAAGAGAAACAACUUCACCCUGCAUCUGAUGCUGAAUCUGGCCGCUUCUGACAUAUUGUGCUUGAUAACACUGCCGCUAUGGAUCCAUUACCUGCUCGCUGACUGGACCUUCAGUCAAGAUCUCUGCAAAUUAUUAGCUUCCUUUGUCUAUAUCAGUCUUUAUAACAGUGUGAUGACUGUUACGCUGAUGAGUGUCCAGCGGUAUUUUGCAGUGCUGUAUUCACACCAGUGGGCCAAACUAGGAAGAAAUGGAGAGAGGGCUCUACUCGUCUCUCUGUGGAUACUAGCAUGCAUCUUAUCCAGCCCGGCUGCUGUCACUUAUAAACUUAAGAAGAGGGGAGUGUUGGAUGCAUGUGAUAAGUUUUUUAAUUCACAUGGACAAAGAGCUGCAGUCGAGAUCUUUGAGACUCUUCUGGGGUUUGUAGUUCCUUUUGCCAUUCUGGUCACAUCCUACUCUUGCCUCCACAAGCAAGUCAACAGUACAGCGUUCUUUAGGAACAAGCGACUGACCAGACUAGUCACCAAUAUCAUAGUGACGUUUUUCAUCUUCUGGAUUCCGGUUCAUGUUGUCAACAUUAUUGAUGUUGUGGCAGUUGUCCUAAGUUCAUCUUAUCCUGCUUCAUCUAAACAACUGUUUGCCUUUACUGCUUUUGCUGAUAACAUGGUUAAAAGCUUUUCUUUCAUCAACAGCUGUGUGAAUCCUUUCCUUUAUACUUUUGCAACUCAAGGUGUGUGUCAAAGCACUGAAGACUCCAAUGAGAGGGACUGUGACUUGCAAAGCUGUGAUGUCUAACAUGUUUUCCAACUAUUUCAAAAUGUAUUGAAGAUGUCGUCCAUCCAUUUUGAAGCCCAAUGAUGUGUGGAAAAUAUAUCUAGAAUAUACCUGUGAAGCACAUCAAAUGUAAUGGAGAGUAGCUAUAACCCCCCCCCCCCCCCCCCCCCCCCCCCCCCCAAACUGAAUACUUCAUCUUGUCUGAAAAUAUGUCUUGCAGAAAUUAAUAUGUUUUACAAAACUCCUCCUAAGAAUGCCUCUCACGCCCACAAAUGUGUCAUAUUACGUAGGAGGUAAACGUCAAACUGGCACCUGAGCUCUGCUGUCAUUGUGGGUGUAGAUAGUAGGCCUAUUCUGAGCAGUGGUGAGAGAGAGGGAUCCAUUUUUUUGUCAUUGUAACCAGGUGGUAAA